This is a messenger RNA of Trichoplax adhaerens, 2247 nucleotides long. RefSeq lists its product as uncharacterized. The record is from RefSeq and is a predicted model, not a curated record. NCBI's taxonomy places the organism in Eukaryota, Metazoa, Placozoa, Uniplacotomia, Trichoplacea, Trichoplacidae. Gene Ontology annotation, cellular component: microtubule; spindle. The transcript is spliced from 9 exons. The coding region runs from base 1 to 2247 and encodes 748 amino acids. Gene Ontology annotation, biological process: activation of protein kinase activity; regulation of mitotic spindle organization.
AUGGAAAGAAUGGCCGAUUGCGAUAUCGAUCCAAGCUAUGAGUAUAAUGCUCCUAAAUUUAUUGAUUUUACUCAACCUUCACAUGACGAAGAAAGCGCCGAUCUUUGGUUUGACAAUCAUAUUGAAGACGAUGAUCACAAACCAUUCAAUAGCGGAUUCUUAGAGGAUGAAGAUAGUAGCAAUAAAGAAAAUGUCUCCAAUGUAGCCGAGAUAGCGAAUGAUAAUGCAGAACAACCACUCACACAAGCGCAAGAACAAGACAAGAAAGAAUCUACCGCCCAGUUUAUACAAGAAAAAGAAGAAGCCGUUGAAGCUACCCCCGCCGAGGAGGAUCAUGCUAAAACAACUCAAAACCAGGAAUCGACUAAUUUUAAAAGUUUAUGGGGUUGUGUUGUCAACGACCAACAAGAAGUGCCAAGUAAUCUACGUACAUCAUGGAAUAUAGGCAGUCAACAAACUGAUCAAUCUGACAAGAAACCUUCACCUGCUGUUAAGAAAGACCUGAAGAGGAAAAUAGUCAAGCCGGUUAGACGAAGCGUUCCUAAUCGGAUUGGUACUGGUGCUUCACGCAAUGUAACGCCUAAAGCUAAUUCAAGAAGAUCGGAUGGUCCUUCGAGAAAACCUACUUCGGCUAAGAAGAAAUCAACGCAGUUAACUGUACCCAAUACUCCUUCCUUUGUUAGACGUUCCCAAGUUAAGCGUCCCUUAAGUGAAUCUAAAAAAUCAACUGAAGAAAUGCAACUGGAAAGGAUUGCAAAUGAACGCAAGCGAAUUCAUGAAUUAAGCAAAAAAAAUGAAACAUUCAAAACGAAAGCAUUGCAAGCCUCACCAUAUAUGCCGCUGAGAUCCAGUAAGGAAUUAACACAACCUGUACAAUUGCGAUUUCAUACGGAUCAAGUUUUAUCCAAGCGCAAGAAAGAACAUUCAAUGACUUUGCGUAGCGAUGGCAAUGAUGUUGGUGAACUUGCUGCCUUCGAUUUUGCGCGGCAAUUGCGGAAAAAUACUGUUGCAAGUAAAAAUGCUCCAUCAGUUACUGGACCUAAAGGUGUACAACCGUUCACUUUUGCAACUGCAUCGAGGAAAAGAAAAGCUGAAGAAGAUGCUGACAACCAAGUUCAAGCGCCCUACAUCCCAAUGGCCGAAUUAGUCAACCAUUAUCAAAAUGGUACACCAAAACGUUUCCGUGGUCAAUCCACUCCUAAGCAAAAUUCUGGACAAUCAGAACAUCAUGAAAAUCAACGUGCUCGAGCGACCUGUCCAAAGUCACCAAUGCUAAAGACCAGUCAACGCUCGCGUAGCAGUCGGGAAAAAGUUUUAAGCUAUAAAGAAAUGGAAGAGAAAGAAGCUGAGGAAAUAAAGAAACACAAAUUUAAAGCAAGACCAUUCGAUCCAAAAAUGUUUGAAAACAGUAGUACUAGUGGGAUUAAAAAUAAAGCUACUGCCUGCACUACUAAACCGAUUGGAUUUAAAUUUCACUCCGAUAAAAGACGAUCAUCCAAUAGUGAAAAGUCUAAAGAAAACGAUGAAAAAGAAGCUGAAUGUAAACGCUUUAAAGCUCAGCCCAUACCUGCUAAAAUUUUAGAUGGAGUAACGGGAGUGAAGAGAAUAGAACAAGUGCCUUUGACCAUUCCACAGUCACCAGCAUUAAUGGGUAAACAGCGCCAUGCAAUUUAUCAACAAAAGUUGCUUGAAAUGCCAUCCGAAGAGCCAUAUAUCUUUAAAGCUCGACCAAUUCCGGCGGAUAACAUUGAAUUACCAGAAAAGAAGCCCAUCUCACCAACAAAACCGGAACCAUUUGCUAUGCCUGGUCUCAAAGUUCGAGAAGAAAAACUUCAAAAGCAACAAGAGAAGCUUGAGGAAGAACAAAAAAUUGAAAAGGAAUCUCAAAAUUUUAAAGCUCGUCCGAAUGUAGUAACCUUUAAUAAACCAUUUGAACCUAGAAGAUCAUCCAAACCGCUAACAGAUGUAACUGGAUUCAAAUUGAAUACUGAAGAGAGAGUAGAAGAGCGACAAAAGUUUAAAGAAGAAUUAAAAUCAAAGGAAGAAUUUAAGCAAAUGAUUGAAGAACAGAAAAAGAUAGAAUUGGAAGAGCGUGAAAGGAAAGAAGUAAUGGCAUUAAGAAAGCAAAUGACGCAUAAAGCUAAUCCUGUUCAUCAUUAUAAAAGCGUUCACCUCCAAGGAAGUGAUAAGCCUUUGACAGUACCGUAUUCACCUAAUUUCGCUAAAAGACGCUCGCUGCGUACAUGA